AUGGUCGCGAUACGCGUACCGCAGGGCUCUCUCCUGCCGCACAGGCUGGGACAUGUUAGCGCUUUUCCCACGUCAUCGCGCUUCCCAUCAUGCAACCGAAAGUCGUCAUCUUUCAAGCCUCGCUCCAUUCUCCAGGCCGUAGCGCCCCAGGCGCAGUCGCAGGCGAGCGUCGCAACGGUCGUCGACCAAUCAAGGAACGGCAGCGGCGACGGGAAUGUGAGCGACGGGCCUUCCGGCGACUCGGAGUUGGAGGCGCGGCGGAAGCAAUGGGAGGCAGAGCGGCUGCGGCUGAUUAAAGACGCGACGGCCGCCGCGGUUUCGUCGUACGAGGAGCGCAUCGCGCGGAUCGAGGUGGAUCAGACGGCUGAGAUCGCGACGAUGCGACGCGUGGCGGAGAUCGAAGGACAGGUCAUGCGACGACAAUCGCAGGAAAUGGCGGGAUUGAGGGAUGAAAUCGAGGCGCUCACUAACGAGUUGGUUCUGACAAAAGAGGUCACGGAGCACGUGAUAAAGCAGCGCAGCCGCCGCGAGGAGGAGCUUGCGGAGAUUAAAGCGCAGAUCGCGGCGCAGGCUAAGAAGGUCGAGGAGGAAAGGGCGCUUUACGCGGGCGCGCGGAAGGCGCUAGCCGCGGAGUGGGGGAAGGUGCGCGAGACGAGUUCUGAGUUGGAGCGGAGGCGGGGGGAGGUGGAGGAGGAGAGGGGGAAGCUGAAGGCGGAGGUUGCAAGGGCGGAGGCGGAGGAGGGGGAGGCGGAGGAGGAGAGGCGCGCCGAGGAGUGGGCGCGGCUGCAGGGGGAUGUGAGUAGAGCGGAGGAGCUGCAACGGAGGGAGCUGGAGGAGCAGGGGGGAGGGGAGGGGCGGGAGGCGCGAGGGUACCAGGCAGGGGAAGCGAUGGGAUCAGAGACGGCUGUUUGGCUGUCUGCUGCUCUGGAGGGGUAA
This is a messenger RNA of Closterium sp. Naga37s-1, 936 nucleotides long. The record is from the annotation of a GenBank genome assembly. NCBI's taxonomy places the organism in Eukaryota, Viridiplantae, Streptophyta, Zygnematophyceae, Desmidiales, Closteriaceae.